This is a messenger RNA of Gamsiella multidivaricata, 396 nucleotides long. RefSeq lists its product as uncharacterized. NCBI's taxonomy places the organism in Eukaryota, Fungi, Mortierellomycota, Mortierellomycetes, Mortierellales, Mortierellaceae. The record is from RefSeq and is a predicted model, not a curated record. The coding region runs from base 1 to 396 and encodes 131 amino acids. The transcript has 2 exons.
AUGAACCAACUGGUCAGAAAAAAGGACGGAGCGACCAGUGCUGUCGAUGACCAUACGAGACAUAAACUAGCAAGACUGCCUUUCGCUCCAUUAUGCACGCGCGUAGUGAUCCCUAACGGCAAUUCAUCGCGCCAGGCCGGUCAUCAGAGUGUCUCACUUGCCGCCAAGAAGGAGAACAAAUUCAGAUCCAGCUUGGACGGGACCAGUGCAGACACUUCGAUGUCUGCUGCUGCUGCUGCCGAUACUGCUGUUGCUACUCGUGCAAGUGCAUCAAGCAUCUUCAAAAAGAGCUGCAUCCUAUUCCCCAGUUACAUCGCUGGCAACACAUAUAGUACAAAGCGAGUAUGUUAUCGAUCGUACAAGGCAGUCGUCAGAGCAGACAAUGGCUGUUCCUGA